AUGGGUAUCCCGGGACUAAUCAAUGCCAUUGGCACAGGAGAGCGUAUCUCUCUGUCCAAGCUGGCUGUAAGCCACCUGGAGCGGACUGCAAGACCCAUCCGAGUCGCGGUCGAUAUCUCGAUUUGGCUGUUUCAAGUCCAAGCCGGUCGUGGCGGAAAGAACCCUGAGCUGCGGACUUUGUUCUUUCGACUUCUGAAGCUUCUGUCACUGCCAGUUCACCCGCUCUUCGUCUACGAUGGCCAACACAAGCCUCCAUUUAAGAGGGGCAAAGCAGUGUCUGCCCGCAGUUACGGCAGUGCGCCAAUCAUCCGACGCUCCAGAGAUCUGAUUGAACGUUUCCGAUUUCCGUGGCAUGAAGCCCCCGGCGAGGCCGAAGCGGAGUGCGCGCGGCUGCAACGAGCUGGUAUCGUUGAUGCAGUCAUGAGCAACGAUGUUGACGCGUUGAUGUUUGGAUCCACGAUGACGAUCAUGAAUUUCUCGAAGGAGAGCGGAACCGGUACAUCAGCAUCGACACACGUUACUUGUUACCGCAUGGGCAACGAGGGGCAUGUUUCUAAUGUUCCCCUGAGUCGAGCGGGAAUGAUUUUGUUUGCCAUGCUCAGCGGAGGUGAUUAUUUGCCCUCAGGCGUUCCGAAGUGUGGGAGCAAAUUGGCUGCACAGAUUGCGAAAGCGCAAUUUGGUGACGAUCUGCUGAGAGAGAUCUCAUCUCAGUCGCCUGACCUGGACUCAAGAUUGAACGAAUGGCGGGAACGGCUGCAAUUUGAGCUCGAGGAGAACGAGAGCGGUUGGUUCACGACGAAACACAAAGCCGUUCAAAUCCCCGAGACUUUUCCUGACCGGGUGAUUCUCAAGUACUAUGCGGAGCCCAUAGUGUCCACGGAAGAUGAAAUGGCAGCUCUAAGGCGUCGUUUGAGGCAUGCUUGGGAUUGCGAGAUUGAUCCUUCGGUGAUUCGAAGCUUUGCUGCCGAGUACUUUGAGUGGAACUACCGCUCAGGUGCAAGGAAGGUUAUCAAACUCCUUGCGGAACCUCUCAUUUCCUACAGACUUCGUCUCCAGAGGCCUAUAAUGGGCUUGCAAUCAGGGACUCUUGCUCCCGAUUGUGAUACACCCUGGAUGCAAAAGAUUCACAAAAGUCGUGCAAAUUUCGGCACAGACGGCACUACCGAGCUUCAAAUGGACAUGCUUCCUAUUGACGUUGUUGGUAUCGACCUUUUGGCUGAAGAACCUAAUCCGCCUCUUCCAUCCCAAGAAACCAUGCCAUCGCAAAGCACGCACCACUCCGGCGAUGAGGAAGACCCAGAGGUUGCCGCCGAGGCACCACCGCCCACUCCUUCGAAGUCUCGAGUAACGAAACGCUACAAUCCGCUCGCCAUUGAGAAGGUCUGGAUCUUCGAGACUGUAGCCAGGCUGGGUGUUCCUGAAAUUGUCAAGAAGUGGGGGGAUGAGCAGGCUGCUAAGGCUGCCAAGGCUGCUGCCCCCAAACCCAAGAAGGCGACCACUCGACGCACAGAGCCCAAGAAGAAGGGGCCUAUCGAUCCUUCCAUGAUGCGGGGAAGCAUCCUGAAGUAUGGAACUCUUACGAAAGAAAGAUCGGAGUUAUCGUCUUCUGCAAAAACUCAGUUGCUAGAAGCUGCUACUUCUACUAAGCCUGCCAAAAAUCAGCGCUCCCUGUUUCAAAGUAUGACGCCCAUUGAUCCUGAGAUGGAUUCUUCUUCUCCGAGUAUGUAUUCACAGCAUCAGGCUUCAGAUCUGACGCCCUCCAAGUCACAUAAGAUGGCUGAUCUUAUUGGCACAUUUUCCACGCCGCGCACAAUGUCAACACCGACGGUCAAACGACACCCGAUGGCCACUCAAUCACGGAUGCGAGCCCGAGCUGGCAUUCUGGCAAGUACCGAAGGCGAGAUUGAAGAGCCAACCAUACCACUCGUCGAUAUUGUUGCCUCGCCGCAAGCCUUACCAAAAGGUAUCAAAUUCAGCCACUCCGUCUCAGGCGACGAGACUUCAACAACCACCGCCGAAGUAAGUAAAGAAGAUCUUGCAACAGCAUCGCUGUCAUUUAAACAGCAUCGGCAUGGCCCCAAGAAACCAGUCAAGUCUCCACGUCCAACAGGGAAAUCACACUUGAUUGAAGAUUUUGGAGAAGCCACUGGCUCGUUAUCCCCGUCACUGAAGGACGUAAAAAAGGACACUCUCCAGCACUCGCCAGUUCGUUCUUUGCGUGUACCAGCUUCGUUAAAGGUGCCAGAACCUGAAGCCAGCCGUAGUCCUUCCAAGACCCCCAAGCCUGAGACUCUUGUUUCAUCCGUGGCACCUGCGUCUUCCCAUGGCCUCCCAGCAGACGUGAAAGGGAUUGAGACUCUGCUAACGCAACCAUCCGACUCUCCACCAAACACCCCCAAAAGGUCAAAAAGCAAGCCACGAGCCUGCACAAAAACAAAGGACCGGGAACCGGGGCCCACGCCAACCGCCGGCCAUCUUGAAAACCUCACAACAUCGAAUGGCUUCUGGACGGUUGAGACUCUCAAUCAAUCCGAAGACGAUUCUACCAUCCCAAGAACAAGCCGUGCUGCGACCGUGAACAGCGCACAGCUUGGACAGAAAAAAGCCGACAAAAAGAAACGUGUUCCUCGCGUGAGCAUCCUUGAUUUGGUUUGA
Penicillium cinerascens is the source of this 2655-nucleotide messenger RNA. RefSeq names its product crossover junction endodeoxyribonuclease. The record is from RefSeq and is a predicted model, not a curated record. NCBI's taxonomy places the organism in Eukaryota, Fungi, Ascomycota, Eurotiomycetes, Eurotiales, Aspergillaceae. The transcript has 2 exons. Gene Ontology annotation, molecular function: crossover junction DNA endonuclease activity; 5'-flap endonuclease activity. The coding region runs from base 1 to 2655 and encodes 884 amino acids.